CCGACACGUUGAGGGGGAGUAGCCAAGACCAAGCAGCAAAAACAUCAUAGCACAUUCCUGGGUAGUCCUCAGCUGCCAGCAUCUGAUUAAAACCAUAUCUCUCGCUGUGAGUGGCUAACUAAUCUGAAGGCGAGAGUACAACAGAAUAUUUAACCGGGCCCUCGCUCCCCACCAGGCUACCGGCUGCAGUUGUCGGAUCAUGCACGGGGCGGCACGGAUCUAGCCCGUAAGUAAAAAUAUUAUGCUUGCCUGCUGAUUGUUCCUUGGAUUCUAAAGAACUACAGCAAAUACAGCUGACCACCAUCUGAUCAUGUCUACUGAAGCUGAAACUACUACUACUAUCAACAGCCAGCCUGAGCAGCAGGCUCCACCAAAAGCACAGCCUUCAAAGAAAGAAAAAAAGAAAGGGCCUGAAAAGACGGAUGAAUCUCUGAUGGCCAGAUUCAAAGGUGAUGGUGUAAGAUACAAAGCUAAACUGAUUGGCAUUGAUGAUGUCCCUGAGGCAAGAGGAGACAAAAUGAGUCAGGAUUCAAUGAUGAAGCUGAAGGGAAUGGCAGUGGCAGCUCGUUCCCAAGGUCAACACAAGCAAAGGAUCUGGGUGAACAUCUCUCUUUCUGGUAUCAAGAUAAUAGAUGAGAAAACCGGGGUCAUAGAGCAUGAGCAUCCAGUAAACAAAAUCUCCUUUAUUGCUCGGGAUGUAACAGAUAAUCGUGCCUUUGGCUAUAUUUGUGGAGGAGAAGGCCAACACCAGUUUUUUGCCAUAAAAACAGCACAACAGGCUGAGCCCCUAGUCAUUGACCUUAAGGACCUAUUCCAACUAAUAUAUAAUAUGAAGAAGAGGGAAGAAGAAGACAAGAAAAAGAGUGAAGAAGCAAAUAAGACUGAGAAUGGUAGCGAAUCACUGUCUGCUGAUCAAGCUGACAAACUGAAACUGGGAGUUGACCAGAUGGACUUGUUUGGGGAUAUGUCAACACCACCUGACGUGAGCAGUCCCACAGAAGCUAAAGAGAUUCUGUUAGUGGACCUAAACUCUGAAAUUGAGACCAAACAGACUUUUACAAAAGAGGAUCUCUUCUUGAAUGGCAUCACAACUUCUCUUCCACAACCAAAGUCACAGCCACAAUUCUUGCCAGAAAGUUCUUUCUCUACCAGUCUCAGCUUCUUUCCCACACCUAAUCCAGACCCUUUCAGUGAUGAUCCUUUUGCACAGACAGACCAAUCUGCACAACCUUCAUUUGAUUCUCUAAAAUCUGCUGAUCAGAAGAAGGAAAAUCUGAGCACCUUGACACUGGUGGGUAAUGGUGCUUCAAAUGGUGAUAUUGACUACUUUGGUAAACAGUUUGACCAGAUAUCUAAUAGAACUGGCAAACAAGAAGCACUAACAAGCCAGUGGCCAUUUGAGAGUAAGCCACCUGCAGCAAGAACUCCAAAUAGGGUACCAGACAGAGAACAGAAUGGCUUUCUUAAAGCCCCAUCAAACUUCUUUGUGGAAGGUCCUUCCAAAGGAGUAACUCUGCAGAAUGGAGUAAAGCUGGAUUCUGAAAGCAAUAUCCAGGUCAUGUCACAUGAGUCUAUAACAAUUAGCCCACCACCACAAAGUACCAAGCCAGGAAGAGGAAGGAGGUCUGUCAAGACUUCAUCAAAUGACCUGUUUAGCUCGGACUUGUUUGCACCAACUACGGAGAGCCUUGGCUUAACCUCAGUGGCACAGGCAGGACCUCUGCAAACUAAUCCACUGGACCUCUUCAAAACAAGUCCUACCACAGCACCUCCAUUAGCUGGUGGCUUGCCUGUAACUCCAUCACCAUGGAGUACACAGACAUCUGCCUUCAACCAGGCUGCAUCUGUCUUUCCUGGAUCUAUGAUGUCUACUCAAUCUGCAGGAUUUACUCAACCACUUGCCUUCAGCUCUCAAGCAGUGCCAAGCUGGAGCCCACCUGCAUCUUUUGGUCCAACAGUCUCUCAGUCCCCUGGUGUCUGGGCACAGCCAGCACAAGUUACAUCUACUUCAUGGGCACAGCCAUCCAGUGCUGUAAAUCUAUUCCAGAGUAGUGUAUUCCCACCAUCAACACUAUCUGCUCAGACCCAGUCUGUACUGCCAUCUGUGUCAACAAGUAGCCCACCUCAGCCACCACCUAGAACUGCCCCUCAGAAGGAGAUACCCAAGAAAGAGAGUGAUGCUUUUAUUGCUUUGGAUCCACUUGGUGAUAGAGAGAUGAAGGAUGUCAAGGAAAUGUUCAAAGACUUCCAGCUGACAAAGCCACCUGCAGUUCCAGCAAGGAGAGGAGAACAGCAAAGUCUUUCAGAAUUACCAAAGCCUGUUCCCCGACAAAGUGCACUGCCAGCUGAUAGCCUGUUUGAAAGUCAACCUAAAGCAGACCUUUUCAAUGCCUCACCUAAGGAAUCUCAGAAACAAUCUUCUGGUCCAUUUGGUGAUCCUUUUGGCAACCCCUUUGCAUAGACUAGGCACAACCAGGGGAGGACAAAUGGAAUAACUGGACCUCUUCUCAGCAUGAAUCUUCUACUUGUUUCAUUUUGCUGUCUGCAAUUCCUACCGCUGUUCCACAAUGUCUAAUCUAAAACAUGUCCAGGUGGAUUGAAACAAACCCUCAACAGUAUGCUGUGAAAAUGGUAAUUCAGGGCAAAGUAAACGGAAAGUUGUACUCAGCCUGGAGACCCAAACUCAAAUUGGUGGAUGUUAGUUUUACCUUAGUUUUGCAAUAUUCCAUGGAAGAGCUUAACGAUGCUAAGUCAUGUGUCUUGUGAACAUGGUCACCUCACUUCCUUUUUCUGCAGCACUUACUGUCCUGAAAUACAGGAACUGAAUGUACCUGGGGAAGAAAUGUUGCCUUCACAUAAGGGAAUUGAAUUAGUAGCUAAAAUCCACACUUCAAACAACUAGGUCAUUUGCAUGUUACCACAACAGCAGCCAGUUGUAAAGUUAGUGGAUACUACUCACUUCUAAUUAGUGACUGGACAUAUGACUUGGUCUCUAAGCCACAGAGAUGGAAAUUGUAUGGGUGGGGGAGAAGUAGAAUACUUGGUCCACUUAACUAACGGUAAAAGUAAUAUUCUGCCACAGAAAUCUAAUAAAGAGAAGACCUGUGAGGUCUGCAAUAGAAUUGAUGGAGUCCUGAGUACUAGAGGCCUACACUGUAGGGUCAGGUAAGAUAAAACACAUCUUGAAGAACACUGAGCUAGUCAUUGACAGUAACUGUUGUAUUGGUGCUAACAUGGCUUUUUCAGGGAGGGAAAUCUACUAGAUCACUUUUUUUAAUUAAGGUGGCUUGGCAGACAAGUGGAACAAGCAGAUAGGCUUCUUGUUUAUAUCUCAGUGAAUGUCCCCAAUGUUGCUCAGUUUAGGUUCACACACAGUGUAGAAUUACAUGUUCCCAGUAUGUCAGAAAGCAAAAAGACAAUCAUGGCUUCAAUCCAGGCCUAGAUUCCUUGUGAACAGAUGCACAUGCUCUGUGCUAUUAAUAUGAGGUAGUCCUCCAUCUCUUAAAUGUGCCUUUUCUAUAAGAACCUCUUUACUAACAGAUCUUUAAAUCAGUCAGUUAUGACUGAUUGUAACAGCUAUGUUCUUGGCCAGUGGUGAAUGGUGAUAUCUGAGGUUUUUCUGUUAAUACUAAGCAUAAACUUGAAACAGUAUUGUUAAAUCAAAUGUCUAAGCAUUUGCUGAACUGGAAAGCUAAGAAAAUCAACUUGGAGAGAGCCUUAGUACCCACUUCAGCCAGUCAUGCAACUAGUUUUGUAUAUAAAUCUCUCUUGCACUUUCUGUAAUGCAAAAAAACUUAAGUAUUUGUCUCAAACUGGAAAUGUAGAAACUUAUGGAUAUUACACUGUUAUAUAAUUGUAGUAUCUCAAGUGAUGUUACCUAAUGACAUUAAAAAGAAGCAACUCUUCAUAGCAAACUAA
This is a messenger RNA of Oxyura jamaicensis (ruddy duck), 3918 nucleotides long. RefSeq names its product DAB adaptor protein 2 (gene DAB2). Gene Ontology annotation, biological process: receptor-mediated endocytosis; negative regulation of canonical Wnt signaling pathway; positive regulation of endocytosis. Gene Ontology annotation, cellular component: plasma membrane. The transcript is spliced from 15 exons. The record is from RefSeq and is a predicted model, not a curated record. The coding region runs from base 311 to 2461 and encodes 716 amino acids. Lineage: Eukaryota; Metazoa; Chordata; Aves; Anseriformes; Anatidae.